This is a messenger RNA of Aspergillus aculeatus ATCC 16872, 4191 nucleotides long. Its product is annotated as LipA and NB-ARC domain protein. Bases 1 to 4191 code for a protein of 1396 amino acids. Gene Ontology annotation, molecular function: ADP binding. The transcript has 4 exons. NCBI's taxonomy places the organism in Eukaryota, Fungi, Ascomycota, Eurotiomycetes, Eurotiales, Aspergillaceae. The record is from RefSeq and is a predicted model, not a curated record.
AUGGCCGCCCUUCCCGCUCGGGUGAAGGAGAUCGGUCUCAGCGAGGUUCACCGUUCUGAGGAACCGCCCCUCGUUGAUAUUGUCUUCGUGCACGGCCUCAACGGCCAUGCUUACAACACCUGGGCUUCCAAGAACAAUGGCAUCUUUUGGCCCGCCGAUCUCCUUCCUGAAGUCCUCGGUCCUAGUCGCGUUCGCAUCCUAACGUACGGAUACAACGCCAACGUCACGGCUUUCACCGACGGCGCCUCGAAAGACCGUCUUCAUAAUCAUGCAGAAACGUUGGCCUCGGGCUUGGCCGCGAACCGAAAUCUGCGGAAUUGUUCGGAAAGACCGAUAAUUUUCGUUUGCCACUCGCUGGGCGGCCUGGUCGUCAAGCGCACCCUGAUAUACUGCCGGAGCGUGAACAACGAGAAGAUCCAGCAUCUCAGAUCCGUAUACGUUUCCACGUACGGCAUCCUGUUUCUCGGAACACCCCACAAUGGGUCCGACGUCGCAAAGUGGGGCGCGCUUUUGCAGAACAUCUGUAGUGCUGUAAUGCCGAAGAAGUUCAUGGAAUCUUCGCCUCACUUGGUUAAGGCCCUUAAGACAAACAACGAGACUCUUCAGAACAUCAACAGCCUCUUCGCUGAUAUCACUAGCCGCUUCCACAUCUACUUCUUUCAUGAAACCUUGUCCAGUGACGUCAAGGGCACUCGCGAGCUGAUCGUCGACGAGAGCUCUGCAGCGCCUUACAUGGAAGGUGUCGAACGGAUGGGAAUCGAAGCUGAUCAUAGCCAUAUGUGCAAGUUUGACGAUGAGGGCUCUCCUGGAUAUGAAGCUGUGGCAGAGGCUCUCUUGCGAUAUUCGCGUGACGCCCCAGCGACCAUACAUGAACGCUGGAUCGAAGAGGGAAAAGCGCGCCGGCUCAUGAAAGAGACCAUAGCCCGGGAGAUGUUUGGAAAUGUUGACGCGGAGCAACUGGGAAGAAGCGCCCCGGACCUUCGCACAAUUGGUAGGCCACACAUGCUUCCUGGUCCCCAUUCUCCAAUCACCUGGAAUCAGUACGAGGUCGAAGAGCCCCCGGAACCUUCUUUCCCUUAUAAGAGCACCGAACUUGCUAUGUCACGAUCCCUACGGGCAGAUCCGCUGUUUGUGGUCCCACCCGGGUUCCAUCCAAAUGCAACAUUUGUAGGCAUGAAGAAAGAGCUUGAAGUGUUGCAUGCGCGUUUGUUCAAAGCCAAGAAGAGAGCGGAGCGUCUAAUGGCUGUCUUGAUUUGUGGAGGACCCGGGACUGGCAAGUCACACCUUGCACGACAAUACGUGUGCACCCAUCGAGAUAUCUACCCAGCGGGGAUUUUCUGGGUCGAUGCUAAGUCACUGGAAUCAACCUACAAGUGUUUCUGGGAUAUGGCUCAAGCGGCUGCACUGACGGAUGGGCAGGAUUUCCGGUACCCCGACACCAACCCAUCUCGCAAGUAUGUAGACUCGGUGAGGACAUGGCUGCAAAACCGGGAAGGGUGGCUCAUUGUGUUCGACGGAAUCAGCUUUGCGCACGAGCAUGAUAUCAACAACUUCAAGCAGUUCCUCCCGUUCAAUAAGAACUGCAGUAUUAUCUACACCUCAGUGGAUAAAACCUUGAAGAGGAAACAACGUUUGUACGAGCCAUAUUGCCUUCAGGUGAAGCCACUCGAGCCGGAGAACGCAUGCAAGCUGCUUUUUGAAGACCUCGGUAUCAGAAAACCAACUGCAGGUCAGAUCAGGAAAGCCACAGAACUGGUAACUCACUAUGAGUGCCUGCCACUCGCUAUACAUGCAAUUGGCCACAGGCUUAGCGCCACGUCAAAGCCAAUUGAGCGAUAUCACAUCAAUUCACAUUUGACAGACGAAAAGCUGGCAGAACCGUUUCUAAGCAUCAUGCACGACCUAAUGUGUCUGGGGCACUGGACGGCACUCAACCUGAUUAACAUGCUUUCGUUCUUUAGUCACCAUAUCCCGGUUGGUCUCUUGACCUUGGGUCUCUCAGCACGUAUAAAGCAGAGGGCUGGAGUCAUCACCCAGAGCAGAAGCGGAGAAACGGGGGAUCUUGACACGACGAUCGGAAUCUUGAUCCGGUAUGGCCUCAUUGAACGAGUAUCUGACUCGUACCCGCUGCACCCCAAAGCUCUGUCGCCCCAGGCAGAGAGAGACAAUGUGCUGGAACAAAAGUCUGUGGUACCGGACCUCUCUGAGUCGCAAACAGAAAGCAGUCAGGAAGCCUUCUUUUCUUCAGUUUUGCAGAAUGCAGGAACGAUUGACGUCUUGAAGAUCCAUAGUGUCGUUCAGGGGUUCUGCCGUGAUGAGUUGAAGAUGAUGGAUGAAGAAGAGCGGAGGAAAGCCGCCGCCACAAACCCAAACGCUCCGGAGACUGGAUUGUAUGAUUCAUGGCUUGUCGUGGUAUGCGACGUACUCAGCACCUCGUACACGAAAGUCCAAACAAGAAACGAAACUGACGGCUACGGACUUGUCAAAGAUUACCGCGAGUUCGAGACUCAUGUGUCGAAGGUGCUCGAGCACUUCCCCAGACGAUCUGCCCGGGAGGCAGCUGCGGUCCGUCAGGCGCGGGAAGACAUGAAGAUAUUGAAGAGGAGUAUUUCCAGGGAGAUAGAUCGGAUUUCACCAAGGUCUGGUUCGAUCUAUAACCAACGCUCGGUCUUUGAUCGAUCAAGUAGCUCGUCUUCAUCGGUGCCUGAGUCCGCCGCUGAGGAAUUGCCUGGUUGGCUUGAACCAGCAUCGCCCCAGGUGGAGUCUCCGCAGGAGGCCGCUCCGCGCCCGCAAAAAUUCAAUCUGAAGCCUUUCCUCCCACACAUAUUUCGUCAUUCCAGCCAGGAUCAGGCGGGCAGCGCUCCUCCAAUCUCGCAAACGGGUGAAGCAAGCGAGAGGCCUGAGUCCAAUUCAUCCGAAGUGGUAUCUAGUACGAAUACGUCGGAUGACCGAGGCUGGCAUCUUGUCAAGAAAUCUUCGAAGCCCCCAAAGCCUGCUGCUAACAAGCCUAAACGGCCUAGUUUACCGCAUCGCAUUCGUGGCUCUCAGCCUGCGGCCCCUGUUCUCAAGGUCUUCCCCGUAGAGGGCAUAUCGGGCAAGCCUGGAGACCAAGACCGUAGCAGCUCUCGGACCUCGGCGUCGGAGGCGUUGACGGCGGUCACAAAAAUCGCGCGCCCCCAGAUGAACGGCAGGCAAUUUGCAAGUGCUCCAGGCGAUUUCACGAAGAGCUUGUCGAAGGAAAAUGAUUCGCCCAGCUACGCCACGAUUGCAGCCAGACAGGCGCAACAUAUCACUGAAAAGCCACGGUCAUCCUCGAUUCCUAGUAGAAGCCGGCCAAGGUUGCAGGGUCUGCAGGAUAAAUCCUCUGAAGAAUCACUUUUCAAUCGUUCGAGCAACGUUAUGUCUUCGAAGCUUCCAAUGACCUGUUCGGCAUAUAGUGAGCCUGAUCCGGCGUAUUUAAGCCAUCAGCUAAAUGCUCUAGAACUCGGGGCAACGGCCAGUCGAUACAGAGCGCCCAUGGGCACGUCUUUCAGUGGUGUAGGGUCUCCAACGGGCGAUAUGUCAGCAAGCACACCUUCUAUGACAUAUCUCGCGCCGGGCCUGCCAUAUGAGGGCAACAUCGAUAUAUCAGCAGCACGUCGACUGAGCACCACACCAUCGACAUCAACAGGCCCAGUUUCCCAUCCGUCUGCGAUCAUGCCCGGAACAUCGCCACCAUUUUCAGAUGUGCACGCUGGAUACAUGUCCGAGCCGGCCCCCGAGCCGAUGUCUCGUGAUAUAUCCGCGAAGUCACAACAGUCCUGGGCCACCGACCCAGUUCCUUAUCCCCAUCGAUGGGCCCCGGUUAACAUCAUUCCACCGAUCCCGAAGUUGGCACCACCGCCAAGGCCAAGUAAUUUUCAGGCAGAGCUUUCGUACGCAGCGGCAGCGGCACAUCUCCGGACUUUGGAGCCUCUAGAGGGUCCCGUCCCCUUCGAGCCUGUAUGGCCGCAUAUGAAUGUUGACAGCAGACCACAGUUUGGUGGGCCAGUUCAGUAUGCAGCAGCAGCAGGGCAACUCUUGCCUGGGUACCCUGCAACUUACCACCCAAACCUCUCCGGACCUCUACUCUCACACGAGAUCACCAUACCGAUGGCGGAGCCGCGCGGCGGGCGAGCCCGGAGUGGGAGUUCUCCUCCACGACAAGAAUAA